Messenger RNA from Tigriopus californicus, 2536 nucleotides. Its product is annotated as fibroblast growth factor receptor 3-like. The record is from RefSeq and is a predicted model, not a curated record. Lineage: Eukaryota; Metazoa; Arthropoda; Copepoda; Harpacticoida; Harpacticidae. Gene Ontology annotation, molecular function: ATP binding; transmembrane receptor protein tyrosine kinase activity. Gene Ontology annotation, cellular component: signaling receptor complex. Gene Ontology annotation, biological process: positive regulation of kinase activity; protein phosphorylation; multicellular organism development.
UGGUCUCUUGAACGAGAUGGGGAGGUUGUGAAAAGAAAGAUCGCGGUAAUGGCUACGAUCAGACCCUGCCCAAAAGGGUAGUUAAAAAAAGACGAUUCUCGUAAAAUAUGGACCAACAACUCCUUCUCAAAGUGGGUAUUUGUCUCUCGGUGGGUUUAACGAUACUCGGAGCGAGCUCCCCAUUGGUUAAUGACGCAUAUUUGUGCCAGAAUGGAAGUGUGGAGUCAGACCUGGUGGCUAUCUAUGACCAGAUCAUUCCAAUCGUGAUCCACCUCCACCCGUUGAAUGCAGCCGCACCGUGCUCAUUGGAGUUCUGUCCCCCUCGAACAAAAACAUGUGCCUUGUUGUGGAGCAAUGGGAGCUCAGACACUGAUUUUUAUCUUUCCCACUCGAGCUUGACUGAAGGCAAGUUCUCUCUGAAGGCCAGAAAUGAGAAAUAUUCCGAGAUGUCGUGGGGUGACUACCAAUUCCGAUUCCGAGAGCACACUCACCGAGUCCUGGCCUUUCACGAGGUCACACCGUCCCCCCAGAUAAUUCCAGGCCCCGAGAGCAAUCAAGUCAUCCUUGAGGCGUCCGAGGAGUUCACUGGGUGUUUGGAUGACGUCCCCAAUUCUCACGUGGAGUUCAGAUGGAAAAACGGGGAACCCGAAAACGAACGACAACUGCCGUUCCGUGUCGAGGCCAUUCCUCGAGCCAAUGGGACGAAAAAGACGAAACAGACAUGGCGAAUCGACCUUCAUGAGAACGUCACCCUGCCUUUAGCCUUGUUGAUGAAAUGCAAAGGCGGAAGCGGAAACGGAAACGGAAGAGGCAAUACCGUGACAACAAUGGAGUUCAGCCUUAAUCUACCGGAAACUAACUCCUCCUCCACUUGGGUUUGGCCGUUUGUCGGGGGGUGCACUUGUCUGGUCGUGCUCCUGGCCUUGAUGCUCAUUGCGUUCAAGUGUAAGCGCAAACCUUCAGCCCCGAUGCCCCAGAUCGUUAGUCUAACCGGUCCGAGAAUCAAGAUCUCUCAUCCCCCGCCUCCAACUCGACCUCGUCUCUUCAGCAUCCUCACCUAUUUCUCGACCUCCUCGAAUUCGACUACUUCCUCGUCGGCCUCGAGAACAAGCUCCGAGAGUCAGGAUCCCGCGAGCGAAACACAUACCAUGAAACUGUUGCCUUCGAUUAGCAUUCCCAGUUGGGCCGAGGAGCAAUUCUUCGACUUCCAAUCCCUGGAACUGGGUCAAGUCUUGGGUAAGGGGCAAUAUGGAUUGGUUUACAAAGGUGAACUUCGGGAUGGACGGGCUCGUUGGGACGUGGCUGUCAAGUGUGCCAGACCUGGAUCGGGCCAAGAGGAUUUCGAUCGCAUUCAAUGCGAGCUGUUGAAGGAGGGCGAGAUCAUGGCGGGUCUACCUUAUCAUGACCACAUAGCCAAUCUUCAAGGCUUGGCCGUGGAAUUCGGACGCAACGGAGCCUCGCACAAGUUCUAUUUGAUGAUCCAAUAUUGCGGAAGCGGGUCCAUGAAGAGCUACUUGGAGAUCCAUCAGACGAAACUGUGCCAGAGCUUCCGAGCUGGCCGAUACUGUUUGCCGAUGCGAUCGUCCGGUGAUCCCUCCGAUCCCAAUGCCUUCCAACUCUUUCUGGCUUGGGGCUACCAGAUUGCUGAAGGCAUGAAAUUUCUGAGCGAGAACGGCAUCAUUCAUGGGGAUUUAGCGACGCGUAACGUUCUGCUCACGAACGAUUUGACUGCCAAAAUCUCGGACUUUGGACUUUCGCAUCAAUUGAAACAUCAGCAAAGAAGCGCCAACUUGCGACAGACGCACUUGCCGGAACGCUGGAUGGCCCCUGAAGCCAUCAUCAACUUCUCCAUCACUCAUGAAUGUGACGUCUGGUCGUAUGGGGUGGUGAUCUGGGAGAUAUUCUCGUAUGGAGACAAGCCAUAUAAAGCUGAAAGUCAAUAGUUCGGCUGAGUUCAUAAAGGAGUUGCAAAAUGGCGAACGACUUUGUUGUCCCGAGGAUUGUCCGACCACCGCCUACGAAACAAUGAUGGCUUGCUGGAACCUAAAUCCCAUCAAGAGACCCACAUUCCACCAACUGUCCCAAUUCUGGCGAGAACUCCUCUCGCCCGCAUAUCAAUACGAAUACGAGAAAAGAAAUGCACGCUCAACAUCAGCAACACGAGUCGAUUCGACAAAACAGCGUCUAUUUCCAGAUGACCGGAACACGAUAUCCAGGGUACCUAAACAAGAAGAGUCCAACGACUCAAGGAGGGCGGGGCUCCUAUUGUGAUUUCUAUCCCCUCUAACUACGGCCGACACCGUGGUUUCGGUGGAACAGGAUGAGGCUUAGUACAACAAUACAGUAUGCAAAAAGAAGAUACAUCUACAUAAACCAAUAGAACGGUGUAGUUAGUUUUCGGCUCCGUCUUUGGGAACGCAGUCUAAGUACGUUGAGAUGGAGGACUGACAGGUAUGAUUCACUAAGAAUAUCAUUUCCUCAUAAGGCAUUGCAUUCUUUAUAGUGCUCUUUUGUCAAGUAAACAUGCAUCACAAUA